AUGGAAGACGCACCCCUCCCUGCGGCACUCCAGUCUACGCAUAAUGGCCUGAACGCCUGCAUACCCAUCGCCAAACUACCUGCGGAAAUCUUGGAAGAGGUAUUCAAGAUCUGCGUAUCCUGGUUCUACGGGACUAAAAAACCCAAACAUCGCCUAGCCUGGACGCAAGUAUGCUGCUCAUGGCGGCUCAUUUCGCUGAGCUCAAGUAGACUUUGGCAGCGCAUCGACCUCUGCGAUCCCCGCCUUGCGGAGGUGUUUCUUGUCCGGUCAAAACAAGCGCCACUUUCUGUCUUCUCUGGAACUCCAGUUAGAUUAAGUGCAAAUAAUCUUGCACCGUACGCACACCGCUUGCAGUCCAUCGACCUCUGUCUAUGUCCAAACGAUAUGGUCGAGGUUUUCUCUGGUGUGGGCGGUCACCUAUCGUCCCUAAAUGCCAUAUCGCUCAAAAUUCCACCAGUGUCACAUGUAAUCCACUUAGACGUAUCUUUCCCGCAAGUUCGACACCUCUCCGUAGACGGUGUGGCGAUAAACUGGGACCAAUGCCAAAAUCUCGUCGAACUCAAUAUCCGAAACCUCCCACCUGCAUUCUGUCCUUCUAUUCCACAGGUCCAGGGAAUAUUCAGAAGGUCUCCCAACCUCAAGCAUGUCCGGUUAGAGGCUCUCGUGACGCCCUGCUUGGAAGCAACCUGCGAGUCAAAACUGCCUAUCUACCUUUUGAACGUCGAAGAUAUGGUCAUCUCAGGACCUCAAGCGUCGAUCGCCGCUCUUCUUACUACUUUGAAGCUGGGACCGCAGUCGCGUUUACGUCUGUACACAUCGUGUUCCAACGACAUAUUUCCUCACGGGCUCCCGCAAGCAUCUAGCACGAACGGUGACGUUAUUCGUAUUCCCACUGUCCGUCUCUCGCCUCAUGGGCUACGCCUUCUGUACGAUGGCACAAAAGCAUGGUCAGAGGAGCCGAGUCGUAUGUUACUUUCCAUCAGCGCUGCGCAGAUGCCAAAUAUCUACAACUCCCUCUGCGCGCUCGUCGACGCGUCUUGCGUCACGAAGCUUGAGCUAAACUCGGGCGUACUUUACUCGAUACCCUUCAAAGACCUCAUUAACCUUUUCGCGAAUCUCGGGAACCUGGAGACUCUUUGUACGGCGUUGAACGAUCUGGAGGAACUUUGCACGGUGCUGCAGAUGUCGCUUCCCACCACGGCAUCGGCAUCGUCAUUAUCGCUAUCCCCAAUCUCAUCCUCGUGUUCCUUCAAGAUCAAUUAUGGCUCAAAUUCUAAUUCUAAUUCUGUGCAGCCUCUCUACGUCCCUCGCCUCCGCAACUUAUCCUUCAGCAAAUCAGCCGAUCGGUGGUGGAACUUCAAAGACAGGUGGUUGACAACUAUCGCGGCAUGCUUAAAAUAUAGACAAUCACGGUCAUACCCCGUGCACACUAUCGAAUUUCUUCGGUGUCAAGGUAUUUCUACAACCUCGACAAAGGAGUUGGCAGACUUUGUUUCACAGGUUGUCAUUACAGAGGACAUUGGUACUGGCUCUCUCUUUUGA
Psilocybe cubensis is the source of this 1542-nucleotide messenger RNA. RefSeq lists its product as uncharacterized. NCBI's taxonomy places the organism in Eukaryota, Fungi, Basidiomycota, Agaricomycetes, Agaricales, Agrocybaceae. The record is from RefSeq and is a predicted model, not a curated record. Bases 1 to 1542 code for a protein of 513 amino acids. The transcript has a single exon.